Messenger RNA from Clarias gariepinus (North African catfish), 1660 nucleotides. RefSeq lists its product as uncharacterized. Gene Ontology annotation, cellular component: nucleus; cytoplasm. Lineage: Eukaryota; Metazoa; Chordata; Actinopteri; Siluriformes; Clariidae. Gene Ontology annotation, biological process: protein ubiquitination; modification-dependent protein catabolic process. The transcript has 2 exons. Gene Ontology annotation, molecular function: protein tag activity; ubiquitin protein ligase binding. Bases 71 to 553 code for a protein of 160 amino acids. The record is from RefSeq and is a predicted model, not a curated record.
CAUUGCUAAUAAGUGUCUAAUAUUUGCAUACAUUUUAUCUUCACCCACAGGUCAAUAAUAGCGUAUUACAAUGGAGCUUGUCAUCAAAGACAUUAGUGGAAAAACACAGCUUGUCAGUGUGUUGCCGAGUGCUACCAUCAGUGAUCUCAAGCAACGCAUCGCCCCUCACUUUGAGACAAAAGCGUCAUGCCUGAAGCUUUCAGCAAGCAGUGGUCAGAUCCUUGAAAACGACCAGAAGACUGUGAGUGACUACGGCCUGAGCUCAGGAUCUACAGUAAUGCUGCUGAUUUCCACGCCCCCUGCACCAUAUCAGGUGUUCAUGAAGAAUUUAAAUGGACAAAUAAAAACGUAUGACAUCACUAAAGAAGAGACCGUCGAUCAAUUCAUGAAAAAGGUCCGCAACAAAGAGCGAACACCAGAGGACCAGCAGUGGCUGAGCUACAACAACCAGCGGCUUGAGCGUGGAAGGAGUCUGCAGGAUUACAAUAUUCUUCCAGGAAGCACAAUUUCCCAGAAUUACCGUCUUCGUGGAGGCUCUGGGGGAAAAAAAUGAGGGCAUUAUUUUGUCCUAUUUAACACUUUAACAAAAUGGCAAAAUACAACAAAUAUAUAUACACACAUUUAUAUCUGAAUUUGUCAUUUUUUCCAAAUAUUGUUCUAGGUUGUUAUUCAUUUUUUUCUAUUAAUGUAAAAUUUUGUUUAAAAUCCCUGUAAUGUUCUCAGUGUCUGCUGUACAUGCUGUAUGUUUCCUGACAAACUCCCCUACAUAAUAGUAAUGCAUUAUUUAUUUGUAUCUAGGGUUGAUUUUAUUUGUAUUUUCUUGCUGCUAACUUGAAUACUACUCCUAUUUUAAUAAGAUUUAACAUAUAGAAAACUACAAAAAAAUUAUAGUUUAGUUUAGAUCCCAGUUAACACAUUAUUAAGAAUUCUAAACAUAAACAUGACAUAAAAUCAUAACUGAUCAAAAUAAAUAGAUUUCUACUGUAUGCAUAAUUUAUACAUAAAAGUGUAACUGCAAGUUUGUUUUUUCAAACUUAAACUGAACAAUUUAUAUUUGAACACACACACACUGACAUCUGCUGGAUAAUAAAUACUCUCACAACAUAACUCAAAUAGACAUAAAGAUCUAUUAGUCUACUCCACAUGUUAAAUGUCACAGAUAAUGUACAUGGCAGUAGCACUGGAUCCAACGGUGCUCAAGAUUUUUUUUACAGCUAAUAAGGAUGCAUGUUGCCAUUCACAGUGUGGCAACCUCAUUAUCCCAGCUCCCUGUGGAGGUCAAACUAGUAACUUCAUUAGACAAACACUCUGUGGAGGUCAACAUGGUAACCUCUAAAGUACAUCACUCUGUGGACGUCACCCUGGAAACCUCAAUAACCCAGCAUAUUGUGGAAUUCAACAAAUCAACUCCACUAGCCGAGGUUUUUGUGGUAGUUAACAUUGUGACCUUCACAAUAGAGAUGUAUCGAUACCACUUUUCCUCUCCCAAUACCGAUUCCGAUACUUGAGCUCAGGGUAUGGGCCGAUACCGAGUACUGAUCCGAUACCCGAGUGUGUAUCCGUAUAAACAGCUGUGGAUACUACUAGCCCUGUAUUAAUUGACAGAAUUAUUGUAUGCUGUGCUUUAGAUUUAUCCCUUAAUAAAACAUGAACAAGUACA